GUGCUUUUGGUGGAAUUCCUGCUUCCUGUGUCGUUGCUAUAUCUCGCCAACUCCAACUCACAUCUUGCCAAGCUGACACGAACUUGUUGGAUUGCUCUCGCGCUCUUCUUUCACAUUGCCUGCUACCUGGUCAUUGGUCCGAACUUCCUGCGGCAAGUUCCACUGUUAUUGAUGCUACUGUAUGGUGUCUGGCAUCCCACCGUGGGCGCUGCUAAAGAAGUCAUUCAACCAGAACAACGCAUCGCGUGGAGAUGGAGGGUUGGUUACGCUACUUUCCUGUUGCUCCUGUUCCUUUGCAUGCAAGUCUGGUCAGACAUCAGCCACAUCGUGGGUGCAACGCC
Molecule: messenger RNA, 341 nt
Organism: Symbiodinium pilosum
Lineage: Eukaryota; Dinophyceae; Suessiales; Symbiodiniaceae
Source: the annotation of a GenBank genome assembly